AUGGGUGCCUGGAACAACUUUGUCGAUGGCUUCAAGCCUGAUGUCACCGACGAGAGCGCCUCGGACUCAGCUCCUGCCUACGCCGAGAAGGACUCCAAGGACUACGAGUCCAACGCUGUUGCCGGUUUCAAGGACCCCAACACGGAGGGCGGCCUGAAGCGCCGCCUGACCGGUCGUCAUGUUCAGUUCAUCGCUCUCGGUGGUUCAAUCGGUACUGGUCUCUUCAUCGGUUCUGGUGGAGCUCUCGCCACAGGUGGUCCCGGUUUCUUGAUGAUCGAUUUCAUCCUUAUCGGUGUCAUGCUUCUCAUGGUCGUCAUGGCCCUCGGCGAGAUGGGUGCCAUCUUCCCCGUCGCCGGUUCCUUCGCUGCUUACUCCACUCGCUUCAUCGACCCUGCCGUUGGUUUCGCCAUGGCUUACAACUACUGGCUCCAGUGGCUCAUCGUUCUUCCUCUCGAACUCGUCGCCGCCUCGAUCGUCAUCACGUACUGGGAUCCCAGCGAGGUCGUACCCAGAGGUGUUUGGGUCGCUCUCUUCCUUAUCAUCAUCACCAUCAUCAACUUAUUCGGUGUCCGUGGCUACGGUGAAUUCGAGUUCUUCGGCUCGCUCAUCAAGGUGCUCGCCGUCAUCGGAUUCAUCAUUGCGGGUGUCGUCAUCAACGUCGGCGGUGGUCCCGACGGCAAGUACUACGGUACCGAGACGUGGCGCGACCCUGGUGCAUUCAACAACGGAUUCAAGGGCUUCUCUUCCGUGUUUGUUACCGCCGCUUUCGCUUUCGCAGGAACCGAGCUCAUCGGACUCGCCGCUGCCGAGACGGCCAAUGCGCGCAAGGAAAUCCCCAAGGCCGCCAAGCAAAUCUUCAUGCGCGUCACCAUCUUCUACGUCGUCUCGCUUCUCAUCGUCUCUUUCCUCGUCCGCAGCGACAACGACCGUCUUGGAAGCGGUGCCUACGAUGCCAGGGCUUCGCCUUUUGUGAUUGCUUUCAACCAGGCAGGCGUCAAGGUGCUUCCAAGCAUCAUGAACGCCGUUAUUUUGGUCUCGGUGCUGUCGGUAGGAAACUCUGCCGUCUACGCCGCUUCGCGAACGCUCCAGGCAAUGGCUUCCAUCGGACAGGCUCCCGGCUUCUUCACCUACAUUGACAGGCAGGGUCGACCUCUUCCUGCAGUCGGGCUCUCGCUCAUUUUCGGUCUGCUCGGUUUCCUCAUCUACGCUGGUGAGAACGCUCGCAACUUGACUUUCAACUGGCUUCUUGCCAUCUCGGGUCUCUCGACCAUCAUCAGCUGGCUCUGCAUCUGCAUCUCCCACGCCCGCUUCCGCCAGGCAUGGGCGCGUGCCGGCCACACGCUCGAGGAGCUGCCUUGGAAGUCGCCCUUCGGCAUCUGGGGUUCGCUCUACGGUGCCGGCUUCAACGUGCUGGUCAUCAUCUUUACCUUCUACGUUUCCGCCUUCCCGAUCGGUGAAGGUGGGAUGUCUGCCACAGACCGCGUCAACGCCUUCUUCCAGGGUUUCAUCUCGGUCCCCAUCGUCGUCCUUGUCUUCUACCUGCCUUACAAGUUCAUCAAGCGCUCCAAGUAUGUCAACAUUGAAGACAUUGACAUCAGCACUGGUCGCCGUGACCCUGUCCCCGUCGAGGUCCUCCGCCGCGAGCGCGAGGAGGCCGCUGCCCAGCCUAUCUACAAGAAGGUUUGGAACUUCUUUUUCUAA
Pseudozyma hubeiensis SY62 is the source of this 1701-nucleotide messenger RNA. RefSeq names its product potential general amino acid permease. The transcript has a single exon. Gene Ontology annotation, biological process: amino acid transmembrane transport. The record is from RefSeq and is a predicted model, not a curated record. Gene Ontology annotation, cellular component: membrane. Gene Ontology annotation, molecular function: amino acid transmembrane transporter activity. NCBI's taxonomy places the organism in Eukaryota, Fungi, Basidiomycota, Ustilaginomycetes, Ustilaginales, Ustilaginaceae. Bases 1 to 1701 code for a protein of 566 amino acids.